AUGUUCAAGAAAGAAUUCACGCCUGGCGCGAAGUCCAAGGUCAAAUCCUCCGCCCAGCGCGCCAUCCGCGCCAAAGUCGUCGAGACGUACCCGCUCAUUGAACCUUACAUCGAUGAAGUCCUCCCGAAGAAAGAACAACUCGACCUUGUCAAGAUCCCGGACAGAGUGUCUCUCUAUUGCAAUGGUGGUACUCCACUCUUCUGGCAACACAUGGAUGAUCCCAUCGUCCCUCACCUACAACUCGUACACAAGUACCCAUGGUGCUUCACCCGGGUCCGGAUAGACCGAGGAGGUAUCAGAUUCGUAUUGAGUGGUGCGACGUUGAUGGUACCUGGUCUUACGUCACCUGGUGGUCGGCUACCUGGAGGAGAAGAGUCAGAAGAAUGGGCGAAUGGGGGCAAGGAGAUUGAGGCAGGAGAUGUGGUAGUGGUGGAUGCUGAGGGCAAGGAAAAUGCAUGCUUGGUGGGAGUGCUUAAGAUGGGCACGAAAGAGAUGAAAGAGAAGAAGAAGGGUCCUGCGAUCGAGAACGGACAUUACGUCGGUGAUGGACUGUGGAAGUUGGAUUUGAGCUAA
Molecule: messenger RNA, 573 nt
Organism: Zasmidium cellare ATCC 36951
Lineage: Eukaryota; Fungi; Ascomycota; Dothideomycetes; Mycosphaerellales; Mycosphaerellaceae
Exons: 2
Coding region: 1-573 (190 amino acids)
Biological process (GO): formation of translation preinitiation complex
Molecular function (GO): RNA binding
Source: RefSeq, a predicted model, not a curated record